Molecule: messenger RNA, 3054 nt
Organism: Thelazia callipaeda (thelaziosis nematode)
Lineage: Eukaryota; Metazoa; Nematoda; Chromadorea; Rhabditida; Thelaziidae
Source: the annotation of a GenBank genome assembly
AUGUAUUCUACUUAUUUAUCUCUGUCAGGUAUGCGACGAUGGUUUUCCAAAUUUGGUUCAACUUCUGUGACUAGCACAUCUCCAAUCACUUCACCUGUUCCAGCUUCAUCUGGUUCAGCGUCCGCAGAAUUGCGUACAACAGAUUCCCCUCUCCCAUCACCAUCCACACCAUUUGUAAACUCUGAGUUAGAUAUUCGUUGGAAUGUUGAUUUUGCAUCAGAUCCAUGCUCUUGGGAGAGUACUUUUGAUACACAUUGGCGAAAAGCAGAAGAAUUGCUGCAAGCUGAAGAAAUUAAAUAUGAAAAAGUAAUGGCUGUUUUUCGGCAUCUGAAUUGUACAGUUCAAUUAUUAAUGAUGGAAGCAAAUGCUCAGCCAGAAUCUGCAAUUGGUCCAAUCUUAGAUCGUUAUUUUACUCACCAAAUUAUGGAACGUGUAAUUGAUUGGGCAAUUAUGGCUCCUUAUUUUCUCACACCGACAUGUCAAGUUAAUUUAAUUCGACUUUAUGAAAUUAUUGUCGGAGAAAGUCACACGCAAAAUCAUUGUUUAUUAGUUCACAAACCAAUCCUAACUCCAUUGCUAAAAUUGUUAGAAUGGUGCAGACAAAGUGCCGAGAAGAGGAAUUUUACUCCAUCUGAUAUGGAUCGACAUUUCGUUUUACUUUUAAAUCAGGUUUGUACAAAAUUAGCGGAAGAUGCAACUUUGUUGCAUUUCUUUUUUGAUUUCUGCAGUGAUUGUAAUGAGCAGUUUCUGGUAUUUAACUUAUUGAUACCAUAUCUUUAUGAUUCCGGUGACAUAGGGCAACUGGCUCGUGAUGCUUUACUUCUUAUACUUUCUGUUUCGCAGCGCAUGAAGCAUAUUGCUUCAUUCAUUGCUUCAAAGUCAAAUUUUUGUCCAGUAGUUGCUACUGGUCUUUCGGGGUGUUUCUCACAAUUAUCUCGUUCAGUUGGUUCAAUGUUAUAUGUUAGUGAUGACUGGCACAAGAUAAAUAGUGAUGACAUCGAAUUAUACCCGAGUUUGUUGGACUUCCAUUCAUCACUAAAUUUUUGUAAUGCUGUUGUACAGGUUGCUCACAGCUGUGUUGUAGCACAAGUUAUUGCAUAUGUUUAUCACGGAUUUUUGCUUCCUGUUGUUCUUCCUUCAUUAUUAGAGGGUGGUCAGGAUGAAUUGAUCUCAUCUACAGCAUAUUAUCACCUUUGUUUGGAAAGCGUAACAGAGCCAGCACUCGUCCAAACAGUUAUCAAAUUGCUCCUUGUUGAGUCUGACAAUAACAAGAGGGUUGUUGAUGUAAUCGUAGAAAGGAUAUCUUAUGGAAAUCGACUCAGUCAAGUUAGUCUAUCAUUACUGAGGACGUUGAUUGAUUUGCGCUGUGAAGAUAUCAUGUUUGAUCUUGUUUUCAAAUAUCUUUUGCCUUGCACAUUUUUGCAAACGAAUCAAGCGAUUCAUCUGAAAAAUCAAAAGUAUGUAAGAGAAGCUGCGCAGAUGUUAUUAACAUUGAUUCCUGAAUGUACACUUAAAUCAUCAGCAUUAUGUUCCCAAAUGACGCUGUAUACUUAUAUUAAUGAGUGUCGAAAUUAUGUACAACAAACAGCAAAUGCUUGUUGGGAAAAGUGGGUCUGGAAUUAUGAUGGUCGUAAUCCGUCGUUUCUCAUGCUGAAAUUAAGCUCGGAUGAUGAAAGUAGUCCCAGUUGUAAUGACGGAUUCAUUCGACACUCUUCAGUUCGUUUGUCAUCAUUAUCUGCUCGAAGUAAUCGGAAUCGGUACUUUGUUAGUCGAAAUGCUCAUGUAACUGCUGAUAGUCUUCGUCAAAACACACCGCUACCUGAGUUAGGAGAGAAUGAUUUGUUUCCAAAAAGAAGUUUUCCAUAUAUGUCAAAUCCUUCUCUACUACUGAAUGAUGAUGACGAUGAACUAAUCAUACCGCCCUUAACACCCAAAUCACUUAUGAUGAUGACUUCAUCGAGUGAUUAUUUCCAAUUUGCUUAUGGAGAGUUAUCGGAGACCGAUACAGAAGUGGUCAAUCCUGACACGGCCAAUUCUAAGAAAGACUCAACGAAAACGGUUUCAGAUAAAGAGAAUUCAUCAAGUGCAAAUUGUGAUACAGAUAUUGAAUUGACGCAAUCUUUUGUUUUAAGAGGCUGGGGACAAGUAGAGGAUGUGAACACUUUUAUGGCUUUACUGGAUAGAGUUCCGCCAACAAAAGUAAAACAUUCCUUAGAAGAAAAUUUGGCUCUGAUCGAUUCUCGGAUUCAGUAUCUUGAAGAGCUAAAAGCUGAAAAUAAACUACUAAAAGAAGUAAACACUAACAGUGAAGCGGAAGAUGAGAGAAAUAACAACAAAAAUGAAGAAUGCCUUGCGCCAUUGGGUUAUCCGAUUGAAUGUUUGGAAAAUCAAGGAGUUGGGCCUUUUCUGGAAUCUCUAUUACGGUCGUUGGAGAAUAUACUUAAUAAUUCAUUGUACGUAACGCUUCAGACAACAUCAGUAUUAGCAGCACUUGCAUCGUAUCCUCAGCCUCUUAUCGCUCAUUAUCUGUUUGAUCAACGCAUGAUUUUACAACCUAGUGUAAAAAAUCUUUUUAAGGUUAUAAGCUCGUUGAAAAUGCAAAUUGAUGAAUAUGCUUCUUCGCUUGAUGGUUUUGAUGUUUUAUUAGAAAGGGGUAUCAAGUUUUUACGAUCAAGAGCAGAACGUCAUGAAAAAAUCAUUGAGAGCAAUCGGCUGCAUUCAUCCCACAUUAAAUAUUCUAAUGACUUUUUUUAUUCGCAUAAUGAUACAUUGGAAGGAAUGGAUUCAUCGAGAAAUUUAUUAAACCGAUUUCGACCAUUCGGUCGGAGCAUUCGUCGUUAUUCAAAUAAUGGUUCUGCUCACCCACAUGAAUUCCGUAUUUAUACGCACAAAGCAAUGGAAAGUCGUGAUGUGACGCUAGAUCAUGCGAGGGCAAAGCAGUUUGUCUUUGCAGCUAUUAUACUUUCGCAGUUUUGUCAGGAAUUAGCUGCUACGGUGUUACAACAUUCCAUCGUUGUACCUCGACCGAGAGGUAACUGGAACAAAAGUAACUAG